This is a messenger RNA of Penicillium odoratum, 258 nucleotides long. RefSeq lists its product as uncharacterized. The record is from RefSeq and is a predicted model, not a curated record. NCBI's taxonomy places the organism in Eukaryota, Fungi, Ascomycota, Eurotiomycetes, Eurotiales, Aspergillaceae. The transcript has 2 exons. The coding region runs from base 1 to 258 and encodes 85 amino acids.
AUGAACUUCUUCCUUCUCUUGUUCUUGGUGUUCUUUGCACCACUGCUGUUAUUUGUUGCAUGGCUAGUAGCCUCAACCUGCUUAGGCAGUCGCUUUCGCUCUCGCCUAGGAUUUUCAGGCCGAUCGGGCCUGGACUCAUAUGGCCAGAGCUACCUCCGCACUAUGGCCAACUCGGGACCUGCCAUGUCUGAACAAAUCGAGAUGGAUGAUAUGCUAGCGGAACCAGGAACUUAUCGUCACUUUGAAGAAGAUGACUGA